AUGCCCUAUUCUCACAGCAGUAUCGCAUCUACAAAUGGCAUGGCAUUUUCUCAAUCACAGAUGGGCUCCUUCAAUGCUUCCCAAUCUGUGGCUUCUACCCCCAGGGAUACCCCUCCCCCGAAAGGAUCGCAGCAAUCUACCAUGUCCUUUGGUUACCCGAACGGUCUGCCGAAUGGUUCUAGGGGAAGUUUUGGUGGGUUUGAAGAAAUGACUAGCUACGGAGCAAUGAUCCAAUACCACGAUGAGUUUAAACCUCAAAUCUACAGGGCCGUCUACUCGAAUGUGUCCGUCUACGAAAUGGAAGUCAAUGGAGUUGCUGUGAUGAAGCGUCGCGCAGAUUCCUGGUUGAAUGCCACCCAGAUUCUCAAAGUUGCUGGCGUUGUGAAAGCGCGACGGACCAAGACGCUAGAAAAAGAAAUAGCGGCCGGCGAGCAUGAGAAGGUCCAGGGAGGCUACGGUAAAUACCAGGGGACUUGGGUUAAUUACCAAAGGGGGGUGGAUCUUUGUCGCGAAUACCAUGUCGAAGAGUUACUGAGACCCCUUCUCGAAUAUGACAUGGGCCCGAAUGGUGCUACCGGCCCUUCUCAGGACACGUUAGACACGCCUACCAAAGAACAGGCGAUGGCUGCCCAGAGAAAACGUCUCUACAGUGGUAUGGAUAAUCGCGGUUUGGCUCAACCUCAGCAGGGCACGUUCUUCCAAAAUAUAUCGCGCACGGCGGCUACGGCCGUUAAUGCCAUGAGUAAAGCCCGCUUCGACUCACCCGCAGCGCGCAGUGUGGAGGGAAGGCGGUCCAGUGUUAUCCGGAAGCCACCAAACCAGAUGGGCAGUCAGGAAUCACAGAUCCCUUUCAGCAGUCAACAAAGCAUGUACAGUGUGGCAUCCGAUAGUGGGUUUGGCAGCAACCUGCAGAAUAAUGGUCGGUAUCCUGCCGCUGAUACCGCAACCUUCGAGCAUGACGAGUCUAUGGAACCUCCUCGCAAGCGCGUCCGCUCUUCCUCAAACCAUGCACACUCCCUUAGCCUCGGCUAUGAGCCUUCAUCAUUGUCCAUGAACGAGCCGACACCGACGGAGCCCAAUGAUUCAUUCUACCAGGAUAUGGAUAUCUCGACCUUGGAGGUUGACAGUAACAAGCGGGGCACGGAGCCUCUCCUUCCGGCCACAACUCCGGAGAGAUUUCAGAAGAUGAAACUGAUCAUGACCCUGUUUCUGGACAAACGGACGAAGGAUUUCUCUACCCACCCUGCCCUGAUGCAGCUCACCGGUGAAGAUCUUGAGAUCCCGCUUGAUGAAUAUCGCAACAACGCUUUGCAUUGGGCAGCGAUGCUUGCACGGAUGCCCUUGGUUCAUGCUUUGGUCGAGAAAGGGGUGAGCAUAUUCCGGCUCAACGGAGCAGGCGAAACGGCGCUACAGAAAUCGGUUGGAACACGGAACAACCUUGAUUACAGGAGCUUCCCGCGGUUGCUACAAGUACUAGCCCCAACCAUAGACAUGGUGGACUACAGUGGACGAACGAUCUUGCAUCAUAUCGCGGUCAUGGCUGCUACAGGGGGUGGAGGUCAUGUGUCUGCCAAACACUACCUCGAGGCUUUGCUGGAAUUUAUAGUUCGGCAUGGUGGUACAUCAUUAAGCCAGCAGGCUCUUAAUGGGCCUUUGGAGAACGAUCAGAGCACAUUGAACGGAGAGGUCAUCACUUUGGGUCGGUUCAUUUCGGAAAUCGUCAACCUACGGGAUGACCAAGGAGACACGGCGCUCAAUCUAGCCGGACGUGCGCGUUCUGUCCUUGUACCUCAGCUUCUGGAAGUAGGCGCAGACCCUCAUAUACCCAACCACACAGGUCUUCGACCAGCAGAUUAUGGCGUGGGGGUAGAUAUGGUUGAUGGCAACUUGCAGUCCUCGCAGACUGGAAACAAGAACGAUUCUUUCAUCGACCAGCUCGCCAAAACAAAGAAAGAAAUUCUGGAUGCAACCAUGGCUGAGAUCAGCUCGAUAGUACAGGAAACACUAGGUACCAUUGACAAGGAGCUAGCCGCGACGUUAAACCAAAAGCAAGAGAAGUUCGAGCACUGGCAUUCCCGAAUCCGCGAAUCCGCAAAGGCUCGACAGAUCGAACAGAAGCAACUCGACGACCUUAAGCGAAAAUCGUCGGACCGUGUAGAGCUGGGUAGGCGGUUGAAGAACCUAGAAAGGUCAACCGAAGACCUUCUAGCAAUUCUAAAAAAUACCCAUGGCGAGUCAUUCGAUGCGUCGAAACACGCCUCUAUCGGUGACGCCGACAAAGAUUCAGGCAUUGACAUUUCUGAAUUUGAAGCUGUUUUCCCUGAAAUAUUUGACCCAGCCUCCGGAUUCUCGGAGCAGCAGGCUUCCUAUCUGAAAUCCUUAGGAUCACCCGAGAUUCUGCAACAACGGAUAAACUGCUACCAAGAUUUUAACGAGGAGAUAUUGAACGAAGUGGACCUUCUCAAGUCCAAGAACGUGGUGCUGGGUCAGAACUACCGCCGAAUGGUCAUGGCUUGCACAGGCUGGACCGCCGAGCAAGUGGACGAAGCGGCUGAAGGCCUCACGCAAUGCGUUCGGGAGCUGAAUGAGCACCCAGUGCCUGAGGAUGAGGCUAUAGAAAUCCUAAUGAAAGACCGGGGUCAGGAUUGGUAG
Messenger RNA from Aspergillus tanneri, 2652 nucleotides. It is a transcript of the gene SWI6, whose product is annotated as putative APSES transcription factor (MbpA). The record is from RefSeq and is a predicted model, not a curated record. The transcript is spliced from 3 exons. NCBI's taxonomy places the organism in Eukaryota, Fungi, Ascomycota, Eurotiomycetes, Eurotiales, Aspergillaceae. Gene Ontology annotation, cellular component: MBF transcription complex; SBF transcription complex. Gene Ontology annotation, molecular function: protein binding; transcription coactivator activity; DNA binding. The coding region runs from base 1 to 2652 and encodes 883 amino acids.